This is a messenger RNA of Triticum dicoccoides, 2341 nucleotides long. RefSeq lists its product as uncharacterized. The coding region runs from base 703 to 2157 and encodes 484 amino acids. The transcript is spliced from 5 exons. Lineage: Eukaryota; Viridiplantae; Streptophyta; Magnoliopsida; Poales; Poaceae. The record is from RefSeq and is a predicted model, not a curated record.
GCCUACGCCUCCGCCCAGGGCGUUCCCUUCGAUAACGCCACCGCCUUCUCCAACAGCCUCCGGAGCCCGCAUCUGUUGAAGGUGCCCGGGCCGGUGACCCGCCGUGGGGUUCGGCCUCUUCAACUGCCGCUCCGGCCCCUUCUGCCAGGGCCUCAACAACACCCGGUUUGGCGCCAGCAUGAACAACGUCUCUUUCCAGCUCCCCAACACCGUCUCCCUGCUCCAGGGCUGCCAGCCCGAACGAAUCGUUCGGUGGGAGGUUCCUUGAAAUCUGCGGUUCGGCAGUUAAUCGGGGUACAAGCCCAAGUCCGAUCCUGAUUCUGCUCCUCAAUUAGACUAACCAACCCGCCGCCGCGGCAUCAUAUAUCAUCAUAUAUGUAUCGGAACCGCCUCUUGGAGUCUGCUCAGCUUCGUCGUCUUGGAUUGAUUUUCUGACCGCCUGCUUGCGGCGGCGACUUGUUAGUUGAUUCGUCGAUCGGCUCCCUCUCCGGCCGGCCAGCUCUUUAUUUUAUAUACUAAUACUAUACAGAUCUACUCCAGUAGAUAAAUCGAAUAAUAGUAAGAUGGCUUCUUCAUCAUUAGUGGAUUGCAUUGCAGCUCGCGGCGGAUCGGCGCCUGCGCAACAAGAAGGAACAACGACGGCGGCGGUCAGCCUUCCAGAGGAUAUCCUUGGGCACAUACACUCGUUGAUGCCGAUGCGAGAUGCUGCUCAGGCUGCCUGCGUAUCCCAUGCCUUUCCGCGUUUCCUAUCCCAGGCUCGACUUUGACAUGUACACACUAGGAUUACUGGAUGUAGGCCGCCGCCUGCUGUCGUUUGGUCCCAUUGACAAAGAAUUACCAGCUAUAGAGGAUCAACUGAGGAGGGGCGUCAUUGCAACAUUCGACGAGUACUACGAAAAGAAUAGUCCUAUCAUAAAAGAAUUCUCUGCCAGAGUUGAUCACAUCAUGCAUAACCACGUCGGAACAGGUGUUCAGACAUUCAGGCUUGUGCCUCCCUAUGGCUUCUACAUAAACCCUGCUGUUCUUGACCGCUGGUUCCAAGCUGUCAUCGCACCGGGGAUCAGUGAAUUUGGCCUGUACCUAGACAUGGGCGAUGAGGGGCUAGGUUACAACUUCCCGUGCUCCUUGUUAUCUAGCAGCAACAGGGGAUGCUCGACGAUUGCAUCUUUCUCCAUUGCUGGUUGCGGUCUCCAUUCCCUGGACAGGGUUGGCUGCUUGAUAAGCUUGUGUGUAGUGCAUCUGCACAGGAUGCGUGUUACUGGAGAGCAACUUAUCUGCUUCCUGUCUGCUUCUCCUGGUUUGCAGCAGCUGCAACUUUCCUACUGCAAUGACGUGGUUUGCCUGAAGAUACCUCAUUCCCUGUGGCGGCUCAAAUUGCUGCUGGUACGCAACUGCAACAGUUUGCAAACGAUUGGAUGCGAUGCUCCACAGCUCAAGAGCUUUGGAUAUGAUGAGUUGCCCACAACGCAGAUCUGCCUUGGAGAUUCAUCACCCUUAGUGAGGGAUAUGAGAAUGUCUGGUAUGGAUGAUGAGCCUACAGGCAUGCUCUGUUAUGCCACCACUAAGCUUCCUUCAGUCGCGCCAAAUAUUAGCUCGCUUGUCCUAUCAUCAUGCUUUGAGAUUGCAACUCCAAUGAAAAAGCUUAACAAAUUCCGCCGCCUCAAGUACUUGGAGAUACAGCUUCAUACGCCAAGACGUUGUCCAGACUUUGAUUUUUAUUCCCUGGUUUCUAUUCUUAAUGCUUGUCCUGUCCUGGCUACUUUCAUCUUGCGUUUAGAGAUGCGCGAUGCUGAUGAUGCCAUUCCGGGAGAUCCUCAUGGUGAUUCCUCACAAUGGAAAACGCAUAUGAGGGGGCAGGGCCAUCGCAAGUUGAAGAAUGUUCUAGUGAGGGGUUUUCCCUCUGCAAAAGGUUUGGUUGAGCUAACAAGUCACAUCCUUGAGACCGCAGCAUCCUUGAAGCGCCUGGUACUGGAAACUGCAUAUGGCUGCCAUACGAGGGAUUGCAUUGGCAUAUGCUCGCCUUUAACGAGAAAGGCCCUCUUGGAAGCACGGAAAGCUGUAGGUGUCAUCAAGACAUACGUCGAGGGUAAAGUCCCCUCAACUGUUAAAUUCAAGCUUAUCGAGCCAUGUGCCAAGUGUCACGCCGACCACGCAUAACCUGCUUGUUAGACCUCCUCCAAUAGUUGCAUAAGAGCUAGUUCAAAUAAUUUUUUUUAUAUUUUAAUAGAAGAAGAGAGAAAAGAACUAUCUUUCGAUUAAGAGAUAGCCUUAUGCACACACUUUAAGAUUAUAUGAAGAUGACGUGUGGGGUCAUUCAUAUUAUAAGAUAUGUGCUAAAAGA